AUGGGUGAUUACUACCGCCAGUUUCUUUCUACAAUGUCGGGGGCGGAUGGCUAUCUGCCUACGAGCCCCGACGAGAUGAACCAGGUCCUCGGUCCCGGAAUUCCGCUACCAAUGUCAACCCCUCCAAUGCACUCUCCAUAUCCCUCCACUAUGGGAAAUAUGGGAUACUUCGCCGGCUAUCCGGAGCCCACUAUUAUCAAUGCCCCCAAGGCAAGCAAGAGCAGGCGGCGGUCAGCUGCGAGUCAAGGCGGGAAUUUAGACCAGGUGAAGCAUCGUAGGACACGCUCCGGCUGUUAUACGUGCCGCAGCCGCCGAGUCAAGUGUGACGAGACUCGGCCCAUCUGUGACAGAUGCAGGAAAGGAAGUCGAGACUGUAUUUACCCUGAACCGCCAGGAUCCAAAGGUAAUUCGGGUCAGCCUACUGCCAAAUCCAAAGACGGUUCAUCCGCCCAGUAUAUAAGUCCCACAUCUUCUAACGAGGGGGAAGAAGACGACACAGAGCAGGAAACAAGACUCGGAACUAUUCCCGAUGAUGACGAACCCGAUGGGCUACCCCGGCGAGAGUCGGUAUCUGCCUUCUCGCAACCGCGGAGAGCAAGUGCAGCAUCACCCAACAUGGCCCUAACGAGCGCCCGCCAGACUUCUGAAACGCCAUCACAAGACGGUAAUAAGAGUGUUUCACCUUCGACUUCUAACGUAACGACGGGCAGCUGGACGCCGGCUGGUUACCAAGGGGUGGAAGCGAUUCUGCCGGCGAGCGGAGGCUUAGACCGAUUACAUCUGCCCCAAGAUUUUCGGAGUUACCUCCGAUACUUCAAAGAGAACAUGACAAACUACCACUAUGGCCUAGCGGUCGACGAAGACGACUUUUUCAAUUCCGAGCUACCGAGUGUUGCGAUACAAUGUGAACCACUGCUCAAUGCUUUGGUUGGAUUUGCCGCGUACCACGUCACUUUGCAAAAUUCACAUGGACAACUUCAAGACUUCCUGCAGUACUAUAACAAAAGCGUGACUCAGUUGCUGAGUCUUCUGAAAAGAAAAGAAACGCACAGUGUCCAUGUGCUACUGACAAUAUUACAACUUGCUACGAUCGAGGAGUACCUAGGAGAUUGGGUCAACCUCAUGGGCCACCAGAAGGCUGCAUUUGAAAUUCUUACCCAAAUUUACACUCCGGAGACAGCGAUGCAAACCUCGAUAGGCCGAAUGUGUCUCAGCUGGUAUGCUCGAUUUGAUAAUAUUGUUGCCCUGAUGGGUAGAUUUCCCACGGAAAUACCCCGUGAAUGGUUCACGACCAUGAUUGCGUAUUAUCAAACUCAAAUGGCGUCAAACCCCACGGAACUGCGUUGGAAGAUUGAAGAUCGAUCCGCUCGCCUGCGCCUCAUCUCUUAUGACAUGUCUACGUUGUAUGCGCGAGGAAGCCGGAAGCAAAUCUCACCGACAGAUUACAGUAAUGAGCACUGUUUUCUGACUGCACAACUUGAAGAAUGGAAGGGAAGCUGGGACCCUAUGUUAUGUGAUCAAAAGCAUCUAAUUACCGAUUUUAACUGGCAACGUCCGUUGAGCCCCGACGAUAUUGUCAAUCCGUACCGCCCAGGUUUACUCUACGAUCAUCCCCUAUUCAACAGUACCGUCAUCACUAUGGAAUGGCAUAGCAUUGUCAUUAUGCACAAAACUCAGUCACCCAACAUCUCUCCAGAGCAGCUGUUCUCUGAAUUAGGGGGUCAUGCGUUUACGGUUUGCGAGCUCUUCGAGUGUUUAGAGUAUUGGCCAGAUUUACCCUCGGGAGCAUUAAUCGCGGUGCAACCAUGUCUUGCAAUUGCAGGCCUUUUCUUGCCGCACCAGCCGAGCAAUAAUAUGUGGUUACGAAGGAAGUUUGCCCUUUUGGAAGCUCAGGGACAUAUUAACCCUGCAACUCGCCGCGAAAAGAUGGCAGAGAUCUUUGGGGACCCUUCAUGUGCCCGGUGGUGGUUGCCGAACGAUGAAGGCUUCACGCCGAUUCUCCAGAGCGUAAGAAGCUUUGCCGACGAGCGAAACGCCAGGGCGGUGAACACACAACAAGUCAAUCUCCGUGAGGUGAAACACCUCUUUGACAAACUGAUCCUUUAA
Trichoderma virens Gv29-8 is the source of this 2106-nucleotide messenger RNA. RefSeq lists its product as uncharacterized. The transcript is spliced from 5 exons. Gene Ontology annotation, molecular function: DNA-binding transcription factor activity, RNA polymerase II-specific; zinc ion binding; transcription cis-regulatory region binding. The record is from RefSeq and is a predicted model, not a curated record. Gene Ontology annotation, cellular component: nucleus. NCBI's taxonomy places the organism in Eukaryota, Fungi, Ascomycota, Sordariomycetes, Hypocreales, Hypocreaceae. Bases 1 to 2106 code for a protein of 701 amino acids. Gene Ontology annotation, biological process: positive regulation of transcription by RNA polymerase II.